AUGCCAGGCGAUUCCCCGAUACGUGAUCUCAGCGUCAUCUACGACGACGAUGGAGUGCUGAGAGUGGGAGGAAGGCUUGGUGCAGCCGAUUUGCCCUACAACGUGAAGCAUCCUGUUAUCCUACCGUCAAGACAUCCCUUCACAGAGCUAACGAUCAGCGCAGCCCACCACCGUCUCCUGCAUGCCGGCGCACUCGAGACUCUUACCGAACUGACGGAAAUGUACUGCAUCGUGCGUGGAAGGCAAAUGGUGAAAAAGGUGCUUAAGAAAUGUGUGACUUGCAACCGUUUCAACAGCCGAGCUGCUACUGAGCCAGUCGCUCCUCUGCCUCGUGAGGGGGUGACACAAGCUCCACCCUUUGAUGUUACCGGUGUAGAUUUUGCUGGCCCACUGAACACGAAGGAUCAAGGAAAUAACCGGAAGUCUUACAUCGUUAUUUUCACAUGUGCAGUGACCAGGGCAAUACACUUUGAGUUGGUGACCGACAUGUCCACCUCAAACUUCCUGAUGGCGUUCCGAAGAUUUAUCUCGAGAAGAGGAGUUUGUCGAGUGAUCUUUUCUGACAACGCCAGGACAUUCCAGCGCGCUUCUAAGGAUCUAAGGCGACUAUGGACAACAAUAAGAGGAGAAGAAAUUCACAACUUCUUCACAAGCCACCAGAUCAGCUGGAAAUUUAUAGCUGAGAAAGCUGCUUGGUGGGGAGGAUUCUGGGAAAGAAUGGUUCGGUCCGUAAAAACAUCGUUGAAGAAGGUCUUGGGAAACAGCUACUGCAACUUCGAGGAGCUCACGACAAUCCUAACUGAAAUCGAAGCUGUUAUCAACUCUAGACCCUUGACCUAUGUCUACACGGAGGCGAGCGAAUCCGAACCUCUAGCACCAUCGCACUUUCUAGUGGGAAAGCGACUGACCACUCUUCCUGACAGUGGUUCCGCUACAGAGGUGGCUCAGCCCCUGGUCAACUCACUCGUCGCUGGCACUACCGACAAAGGAUGGUCGACCAAUUUUGGCGUCGCUGGCAAAAGGAGUAUCUGA
This is a messenger RNA of Dermacentor albipictus, 1032 nucleotides long. RefSeq lists its product as uncharacterized. Lineage: Eukaryota; Metazoa; Arthropoda; Arachnida; Ixodida; Ixodidae. The record is from RefSeq and is a predicted model, not a curated record. Gene Ontology annotation, molecular function: nucleic acid binding. Gene Ontology annotation, biological process: DNA integration.